AAAAUACAAAAUUUGCAUAAACUUAAUUUGCCAGACAACAAACUCUUUGGGUCGAGUUGUUUCGUUGUCAGAUUCAUCCUAGCCAGGCUGAUUGACGAGAAAAAUGGUUGGUUGAUUGAAACACCACUGUAAAUCUACCUCCAAGAGGAGGUUAGCUUGUUCUCGCACGCGCUUAAACAUGGCGGAUCACUUGGAACUUGUUGCUGAAAUUCCGAAGGUGGAGAAGUUGUCAGUUCAAGAUCGCCUAGAACUCGCAAGAAAGCGCCGAUCUCAGCAACUUAAACGAUGGGAUAGAGAUAAAGAUAAAGAAAUUGGUCCUCCACCGCCGAAAAAGAAACCUAUGCGAGCAAGGCCAGUGAAAUUCGAACCAAGGAUAAUUCUCCUCGAGGCAGCUUCGCGAGGAGACGUCGACGAAGGUUAGUUCGACUUAGUUUAAAGUUGUAUUCCGUGGAGUUUUAAUUGUUUGAAGGUAGUUAUGUGUGGAGAUUUUUUAUUAAUUUCCAAAGUUUAAAUUAUUGAUGUUUCUUAUACAGUAAAAACCAUGCUCGAUUAUGGAGUAGACCCAAACUUGGCCAACGACGAUGGACUAACCGCUCUUCACCAAGUAAGACUAAGAUUUAUUUAGUUGUUUAUGGUACGUAUUUUAUUUUUACUCAGGGAGAACGCAUUAAGAUGUGAUAUUUGUGAACUAUUUUCCAAACUGCUCUAUGUUUAUUUAGGCUUAUUAAUCAAAGCAAAUUUUGUUUGUUUUACUUUUGAGACAAAUCGCUUUAUCAAGUAAAAUUUCAUCGCAAAAAAUUAAUUAAUACUUGGAAUUUUCUUUUGUUUAUAAGCCCAUAUCCUUUUUUCACAAUAUUGUACUAUUCAAACAAAGUCUAAAUCUCUGUGUAGUGAGAAUAUGGUUAGAUUAGAUAAAUAUGAUGCUUAAAUAAUUUGGUAGAGCUAAGAAAAAGAUAAAGUGCGUCCUUCGAGCACAGUUCACUCUGUAAAGACCGAAUCAACUUUCCGUGAUUUGAAGAUAUGAAACCGUUUUCUGGCUACUAACUUAUAUAUGUGGUGGUUUUUCCGCUCGAACGCCUUUCUGUCUUAUUGUAAAUUUAUUUCUUUGUGUUUGACAGUUUAGGUUAGAUGUAACCACAGACUUCUUGAACUAUGAUUGUUCAGACUAAAACGCGACCUUUGGUCAUUAAAACACACAAUUAACGAAAAAAGUUGAUUUAUUUAUGGCAAAUGCUGAUUGAUGCGAAAUUGUUCAGCUGAGCACUCACUAUACCCUGGAUGCAACUUUUUACAUGGCUUAUUUUGGCGUAGUGAUGGUGGCUUUUAAAGAGUAAUUUGAGACUUUUUCAUCACGUUUUGUGACUCUCUCUGUCCGUUACGUAAACGAAAAGUAUGGGGUUCGUUUACUCCGUGCUAAAUUUGUGGCAAUGUCAUUGUUUUUAUUAUUAAUAGUAGUAUUAUCAGCAGAAAUAUAGGGUUUUCCCUUGGGAAACAAUGUCAAGUCUCGACCCAACCACCUAACUUUCCCAACAUGAUUCUCACAAUCCCUCCGAGUUUUAAGAGCCAUCAGAUAUGAAACAGUUGCAGCGGCCCUGUUAGGGGGUUACCUGUGUCACCAGUCUGAAUUUCAAAACCUGUCAUUUCCCACAUUUAGGAGGAAGCUAUGUCUCUGUUGGUAUUUUACUAUUGUAUUUUUGCUUAAUUUUCUCUGGCCCUUUCGCCUGACUUUGUGUCGUUUGUCACCAAUUUUGGAUUUUACCCUUACAGCGCCUUGUUACAUUUCUGUAAGUGCUCAGCUAGAUAAGUAUCUUUUUGUUUUGUAGUAGAAUAGGCCAUUUUACAGUUAUGGAUAGAAGCGAGGCUGAGGGUGACCUUGUUUUGAUACAAACCUUCUUUGCUUUGUUAUGGAAAUUGUUCUUGAAAAAUAAUAGUUAGCAUAAGAAUAACUUGAUUUACAUAAUAAAGCAGAAAGGUUUGUAUCAAAACAAGGUCACCCUCAGUCUCGCUUCCAUACACAACUGUAAAAUGGCCUAUUCAUUUCUUUAGUAUCCAGCAACAUUAUAGAAUGGCUCCUCAAAGAGCUGUCCUGUGACUUACUUGAAGGUAUUUUUGCUAUCUGAAAAAGUCCAUAGAUAUGCCUAAUACUCGAAUGUCGAGAUUGCUUUUACUCACAUGGUUAGGAGCUAUGGUGUUUUUUUUAUGCUGGAAUGCAUCAUCUUCUAUAACAUUUACGAGAAUGUGGGUAUUUUUCAUCGCUCUCUUGUCAACAGUCAGUGAUCUGACCAAUCAGACAGAUCAUGAUACCAGAAUCUGGUAUCAUGGAUGGGCGACAUCAAAACAAAGACUAUAGGCUGCCCCGUCUAUUUUUCUCCCCAGGCCACACUCUUCUUGCUUUCCUCGCCAAUGUUUUUUCACUCUGCUCCACUUGGCUAUCUUAAAACAAAAGAAAGUUUUCUCUUGAAAGAAGAGUUCAAUUCCCGUGGGAUUGUUUUGGUACAUCGAAAUCAACACUGUUUCAUUUUUUUAGUAUACCAAUGAGGCCACCUUGACUGAAAAUAGCCAAGUGGCUUACAGUAAAUUUACAUAUAUCAUAAUUUUUUCUGUUAAUUAUUCAUUGCUCAGAGACCAUUUAGUUCACCGCUUGUGUGUUCAUAUGACAUAAUGUGACUGCACGAUGCGGUGGUUAUGUCAGCCCACAAAUGACCUGCUCAUCACUAGAGUUCUUAGUAGCUCAGUUGGUAGAGCAUCCAACCAGAGUCUGGAAGGUUGUGGGUUCAACUCCUACCUCGAACUCAGAAAUUUUUUCUGAGUUCUUUUCUCCACACAUAUCACUUUGUCUGUAACUUAUCAUAAUUUAAUUUUUGUAAUUUCAAAAGGCCUGUAUUGAUGAGUGUGACGACAUUGCUGAACUUCUGGUGGAUUACGGUGCUAACAUUGAUGCUGAAGACAGAGAGUUGUGGACACCUCUGCAUGCCUCUGCGGCAUGUGGAAAUGCUCCAAUGGUUGAAUACUUGGUGGAACGUGGGGCCAAUGUUGUUGCUCUCAAUUUGGAUGGAAACUUGCCUGUUGAUUUAGUGGAAGAUGAUGAGGAUCUUAAGAACUACUUGUUCAAAGAAAUGGAUAAGCAUGGUAAGGUGAUUUGUCAUAUUCCGAAAGUAAUGCCUCUUCUGGAGGAUAAACCUUGGUUUCCCUUAUUGGAUUACUGCAAAUGGGCAGGAUGAAGCAAACCCUUUGUUUUUGCUGGCUACUUGAGCAACAAAUAGUAGACUUAUCUUCAGGGCUCGAAAAAAACUUGAAUUCAAACUUGUCCUCUGGGCCAUUAGCUCUUUGUUUGCCUGUGGCAACUUCUUACUUGUCUUAGUUUAUGAUUUUAUUAGAGGAUGACUUGCACGGGGCAAGUAACGUUUAAAAGCAAGAAAAUCUUCUCAUCCCAGACUAUCAGACAGGUCUUUUUUCCAGCCCUGUACAUGCCGCCUGUUCAGGAUUGCUUGAUUUUUCAACCCUCCACAGGCAACCACCUCCCUAACAUGUCAGCAACCACCUUCCAUAAUUAUUAAGUGACCACCUCUUCAAAACACAGGGAUCGAAAUUGUGGCUGAUACAGUCACCAAUGUCACAGCCAUUUUUUUCCUUGGUGACUAAAAUUCUGGCUUAGUUUACAUUAUACAAACUUGUGUCUAAAAAAUUCGACUCUGGCGACUAUGUUUCUCCAGUCAGUUGCCAAAAGGCGACCUGAGGAGUUUUUUAAUUUUGAGCCCUGAAAACACCAAAAUUUUUCCAAGUCAAUGCCUUCAUUGAAGACUCUCUUGUAAACAACUACCAGCACCUCCAGGGUGCAAAGAAAGUCAUUUUUAAAGCUUACAUUUGGGCAAGCUUAAGGUAGCAUAUACUAGCCCAAACAUAAUUUCAACUAGCCCCAAAUACAUCUUGAUGAGCAGAAUUGAUUUCACAGUUCUUCUGUAAUUUGAAUUCCUAAAAAAACUUCACUUGCCCGUCGGGCAAGUUAAUAACAGAAUUCACUAGCUUAAUACCAAAAUCCACUAGCCCCGGGCUAUCGGACACUACUUUCUAGCCUGCAUGUGGGCUAUUUAUUUUUUAAUUUCAUCCCUCUUGAGGUGUCAAGAUACUAUCCAACAGGAGCAAAGCAUUAUUAAUGUAAGCAAAAAAUCUGACAGGAAGUUUCAGGUGGAGUUUUUGUGUGAAACUGCAUCAGAGGUCAAAUCCAGUCAGAAAAAAAAACCUUAGAAACUAAUAUGCGUGAAACAGACCACCAUCAUCUCAACAAGCUGCAAAAAUAACAUUUGCUAAAAGUCAAAAUUAAAAAUUCUCCAUAACAUUAUCUGCCUGUUAGAAACAAGCAGCUUUUAGACAUGAUUUAAAAGUCAUGCUAGCGUACUGACACUUUUAUGACUAUGGAGAUGUUGAUGUACAAGCUCAGCCAGACAGAACUGCAUUUGCUUAUUCCAAUUUAAGAAUCCUUCAUAGCAUAAUAAUUGUGCCUGCUGGAAAGAAAAUUAUUGGACCAAGUAACAAUUUCACCAUUUUCAUAUGAGGCAAAAGUCAUGCAGGCCUACCGAUGCUUUUUAUCAUUAAGUUUGAGAUGUGAACGUUUAUGCCCGGUGUCCUGCUUCUGUCAUGAUGUAACCUGUUGAAGCCUGUCACUUUUAACAAUUAAAUCACUGCAUUCAUCAGUGAAUGUAGAGAAUUCAAAAAUUAGUAGCCCAUCUGCAGACUUACUUUAUCUGGAGUGCUGACAGCUCUGCCACCAAAUUUUUUCCUAAACUCACACAUGUGAGCUUGCUGGCAGGCUAUGUCAGGACCUCACCUUGGAAGAGACACCCUGUGGUUUGAUACUUGUAAUGACCACCUCCUGUAAUAUUAUUGUUACUGAUAUUGUCCAAUCCUUCAGGCUUUGAUGAAAGCAAAGUUGAUGAGCUAGCUUUAUUGAGAGAAAAACAGAUGCUUGAAGACAUAAAAGAUGCAAUUGAAAAGAAGAGGGAUUUAGAAGUUAAAGAUAUGGAGGGUGCAACAGCAGUAAGUUUUCUUGAUAUGAAGUGUUUAGACAGCCGUUUACCUGUAUGUCAAUAACCUUUUUCUGAGUUUUGAAUUGUGGAAGGACAUAAUGUUGUUUAUAACCUACAUAGCCAUGUUGAGGUUCAAUCAAGCUCUGGUUCAUCUGAUAUCGAUAGCUUAGUUUCCUUUUUCAAAAUACAGUAACACUGAAAAACUAGCUCAAAAUAAGAUUUUAAGCAGGUAUAAAAUUGAACCACAAUGAACAAUGCCAUAGACAUUUUACAUUUUGGGACAGCUUUUCCAACGUCAACAUUUGCCAUGUUAGAUUAUGGAAUGCAGGAAUAGAUUUAACUAUUUAUUUUUUUCAUUGUAAGCUGCAUAUUGCUGCUGCCAAUGCAUAUGAGGAAGUGCUGGAGUUCUUGCUGGAGAAUGAAGCUGAUGUUGAUGUUGAGGACAAGGAUGGAUGGAAGCCUAUCCAUGCUGCUGCUUGUUGGGGAAAUGUGAGAUUUAUUAAUUCUGUUAUGCUUGUUGCUUAAUCUCUGUUCCUUGUCAAAACUCUUUUAUUUGGAUAUCAAUGUAGUAAAUAUUUGAAAAUAACAGUCACUCCAGGUCAACUAAACUCCUAUAAAGUCAUCAAAUUGAAAUCUGUGUUCCUGCAUACAUGCGUAAUGAGCAGUGAACUUUUGGCUACAACUUCUCAGUGUUCAGUCGGGUGAAAACAUUUUUGAAUGGAUUAAAUUACCAUGGAUACGUUUAUUUCAAAUUCAAGAAAACUAAGCUCUCAGAAAUUCCAGAACUACCUCACGUGUGAAUUCGCUACUAAUGCAGAAAUCCAGAGAUGAAUCUGAAAUCAAUCAAGCCUAGCUUCCACAUUAUGCAAGUUGAAAAUGUGUCUGUGUUGCCCUCAGGCAUAGUUUUUAACCUUUUUGACCUAAUAUCUGGAAUCUUGGACAAAAUAGACAGAACAAUAAUAUUAUUAUUGAGACUCCCUUCAAAUCAAGAAAAGGGAAGUGGUGCAUUUUGUCCUUCGCCCAACUUCAUCUUUAUUCCUGGCAAAGCAGGGUUUCCUCUUCUUUUUUGUUUUGUCUAAAAUUGUGGGUAAUGGUUUGUGCUGUCACCUUAUUUAACUUCGUAUUGAGCAUGUUUUGUUGUCUUUUUAUGUCAAACAGGAGAAAGCAAUUGAGUUACUUGUGCAGCAUGGAGCUGAUCUGGACAGUCGAACACCUUAUGGUGAAUCUCCACUAGGUAUGGGAUGACUGCGUUACCUUAUGACACCUUGAAAACCAUGUGGCUAGUUUAGGAAAAUGGUGACAAAUUGUUUGGUUGCAAAUUAUGUCCAUCCAUUUAUUGAGUAAAAUGCUUCAAAAAUUGAUUUUAAAAAAGGGGUAAUUUUAAAUUCUACUAUCAAAUUACAAAAACCAUGAACUCCUUAAAUGUGUCUGGAAUGUGUUUUUUGUCAUCUGGCAAAGGUAAUCAGGUGUUUGCUGGUCACAUGAUCUGCCAAUACCAUAUGCCCUAUAAUAUGGCAUUGUUCAUGAGGUUUUUUGGAGUUGCUGUACUAAAUGAGUUUCCCCAUGUUCAAGUUUCCUUAGUUUUAUUUAGAAUACACAACAUUAAUUAUAAUUAGUGUGCAAUGUAUUUGUGUGUAUUUAUCUCCAUUAUGAUUGGUCAUAAUAUACUCAGGACUGUCUAAGUCGUGGGGCUAAAUGUUUAACUCUUUAAGCCCCAAUAGUGACCAAUAUCAAUCUCUCCUAACAAUAUCAAUACAUACUCAAGAGAAAAGGUUAUGAGAAAUAAUAAAUGAUCACAAAAGGGAGAAUGCUUUGAUCUUUUAACAAGUUCUCUCAACUCAUUCCACAAGAAAUGUACAGAGGGCAGUCUGGAGAAUUUGCAUGUGGAUAUGUCGGGGCUUAAAGGGGCAAGCAGUCCCUCUAUUGUUGUAUGAAAAGGAUUAAACUGUAUUACAUUUUGAGUUAAUGUUUUUUACUCUUUUCUUUUAUGUUAGACUUAUGUGAAGAUGCUGAUACAAGACAAUUUAUCAUGGACUUAAGAAGUAAAGUGAAGACAAACAAAUUUAAAGUAAAGAACAUUCGCCGAAAGAGGAACAGUUCAAGAUCGUAAGUUAUUAUUUCUUUUUCUUCCCUUUGUUAUCUACAUAAUUUUAACUCACUUUUAAAAGAUAAUUCUGAAACUCAACUAUUCAGGCAACAAUAUUUUCACAAUGUUUGGAAAAAUAUGAAAUAAAAUUAUGUUCAUAAUCGAUUCACCAGCACACCACUAAAAUAAAGAAGCACAAUUAAACCUUGAACUUAACUGUUUAAAAUUUUUUUGUAAGCGCUCUAAAAACUGUCUAUUCNGGGGCUUAAAGGGGCAAGCAGUCCCUCUAUUGUUGUAUGAAAAGGAUUAAACUGUAUUACAUUUUGAGUUAAUGUUUUUUACUCUUUUCUUUUAUGUUAGACUUAUGUGAAGAUGCUGAUACAAGACAAUUUAUCAUGGACUUAAGAAGUAAAGUGAAGACAAACAAAUUUAAAGUAAAGAACAUUCGCCGAAAGAGGAACAGUUCAAGAUCGUAAGUUAUUAUUUCUUUUUCUUCCCUUUGUUAUCUACAUAAUUUUAACUCACUUUUAAAAGAUAAUUCUGAAACUCAACUAUUCAGGCAACAAUAUUUUCACAAUGUUUGGAAAAAUAUGAAAUAAAAUUAUGUUCAUAAUCGAUUCACCAGCACACCACUAAAAUAAAGAAGCACAAUUAAACCUUGAACUUAACUGUUUAAAAUUUUUUUGUAAGCGCUCUAAAAACUGUCUAUUCUCAAGGAAAAGUCAUCAAGAAAAAUAGGUGAUACAUUAUAAAUUUCUGUGAUACUGAACUUGGUUCAAAUGACAGAUUGUGUGGGGUUGUAGUGCAUUAUAUUGUCAUUAAUAACUUGCGUGUCAGUCUUAGCCAUUUCAACAGAGAGCUUAAGUAACCAGGAUGGCAAUGGCAGCAAAAGUUUUACUUUGAAAGUGAUUUUGUGCUGUUUCAUACUACAUUACUCUCAUCCCAUUUCAUUCCAUUUGUCAAAUGGUGAGGAAUUUUUCUGGAGUUCAUCCUAAAGGGUUGUAUCUAAGUUCAGAAAAAGAAAAAGAAAAUUGUUGUCUUGUGUUCAUGUCCUCCAGAAAACAAAACUAGGAAGUCUCAAGUUGUAGUCGUGUAACAACGGUAAAGCAAUAUACAAAAAAGCAUGAUGCACGUGCAGAGUUGUUGUUUUGCCAUUCUAACCCUAUUGCUUUUUCGCUGCUCUCAUUGCCAUUGCCAUCAUUUUUGCUUAAGCCCUGUUGUUGCUCUUGAGACUGGAUUGGUGUACUGUGGUGUCAAGAAGGCCAGUUUGUAGGUAUUAAAAUUCAUGGUCAGAGGGGUACAAAACAAAUGAAAGCAUGUUGAGUUUCAGCGAGGAAUAGUGAAUUUGUUUUGGUUUAUUCCCCUCAGCCCCAGAGACGAGUGAAUUUUGAAAAUUGCAAACUGACCUAUCGAACUUAGGGACUGUUCUGGGGGCCCAAUUUUGACCUACUUUUUUGCGACUUACCCAAUGACAGCCCCAAAACAGUCCCAUUGUCCAAUUCAACACAACACUGGCCCAGUCUUGCGCUUAAAAUCAAAAUCGCCCAUGUGUUGAAAUUUUUUUGACAUGUUUACCUGACACUACUUUUCUUUUCAUUUAUGUUUAGGCUGUCUGUCAAGCGUUCAAGCCUCAAGGACAAGAUAUCAAUUUCUCAGAAUGAAGCCAAGGCAGAGGCAAUCCUGCGACAGCAUCCCGAGCUGGCCUUCCUGAUCAAGGUAAUGCAGCUUAGUCUGGUGUCAAACUGCAUCUGCCUCUACAAACGAGUCAGUUAUGCUGUAUCAUGUCUGUUGCUCACCAUUUGCACCCUUGCUCAACCUGUAUAUGAGUCGUACAAGCCUGGUCUUACCAGUAAAUAGACUCCCUUACUACAAUUUCACUCACAUUCUGAGUGACAAAGCAAUAAUGAACACUUGAGGAUGACCCUAAAGGAAACAGCAAGUUUUGUUUGGGUGACAAAGCUCACUGUUUCUCAUGGGACCUCUCGUGAAGUGUUUUGUUAUAACCUCCCAAAUUUAAAACGGCAAAUAAAUAAUUACUGGUUGCGGCUGUCCCAAAUUUUAAGUUACAUGACCUGGUCAUGAGCGGGUUUAGAGUUCCCUAGGGACAUGAUUGUUGGCUUUUGUUCGCCUUGCUUUGAUGCAUGGCAUGUGAUACGUUCUCUUCCAGUCGAGAAAAGCGCUUGAGUUUGGAGGUAUGACAAUUUGUCUCGUUGCCCUCAAACGAUGUAAGUUUACUGCUUAAACCAAUCGUACAAUUGAUUAUUAUUCUUUCAAUAUUCGUAUGAUUUAAACCACUUAAAUCUAACUUUCACGUCUGGUAAUAAAAGGAAGUAAGAUAGUGUUUUCUUCAUUUCAUGUAGAAGGAAAAGAAAGUAGCCAACGAGGAACCAAGGGCAAUGGACGUGAGUGAAGAAGACAACAAAAGAAAAUCUAUAGACGAGUCAAGAAUAAAACCUAAAGAACAGUCACCUGUACCAGGGAGAAGACAAGGAGAGGAGAAACGACCACUAGCGGGUAACGAUACAACGAUGGUAGAAAUUUCUAUGACAAGAAAAUAUGAAAGAACAUUGAAUGGUGAAACCAAAGUAGUCGGUAUUACAGGUCAUGAAAAGGAGACUAACACAGUGGCUGAUGUAACAAACAAUUUAUCAAAAGAUGCAAAACCUAGUGAAACUGUAACAAAAGGAAAGGAUGUUGCGGGAAGAAAGGAAGAAGGUUUAACAGAAAAUGUUCAAUACAAAAGCAGGACUGUUACGACAGCGCAGGUUGUACAAGAGAAAACUACAUCUAAAAUAUCUUGUCCGCCUCCUCGCUCUCCAGCGCAAGGUCGCCGUCAGCUGCCAGCUGAUCCCUCCCUUAGGUUUCCACAAACAACGAAAGAAAAUAUCGUGAUUAAAAGUAGUCACAGCAAACAAGAAGUUGUGGAAAGAAAUGAACAAAGAACUCCGUCAGCUAAACCUUUAUCGGAGCUUAAUGUCCACUCUAACACAGCGCAACAGUCUGUUACAGGAAUACCUAAAUUAACAAAAACACAUGCUACACCGCCAGUACCAAUGCCUCGAUCUUCUGGAAGCAGUAGUGCACCAAAUCAGCGGUUAUCUGGUACUGCAGGCGCACCUGUAGCCAUGCCACGAUCGUCUGGAAGCACGGGGGGAAGGCAUCAGUCUCAGCAACCUGACACUUCAGGCUACCCUGAUGCUUUCAAUAAGAGAAAGUCUAGAGAGUCACGGGAAAUUUCGGAUGCUGCAUUGCAUCAGUUAGGUAAGUUUCUUGUAGUCCGUGUAUCUCCAGCUUCGAGUCCUUGUCAGUUUGGCGAGAAUCUUAGCACCUAUAAACCACCCCUUUUGUAAGAUGACUUUUGCGCACUAUUGCAGGUUUUUUCGGUAUUUACACACUGAAAUUUAGAUCGUUGAUUCAACUGGUAUGUUUAUCGUUGGGGAACUAAUGUUAAAUCCGUUUUGUGCUUCAAUUAUGCAUUGAAUCUUAGGGCAGCCACAGAAUACAGGGCCUCAGAGGUCCACCUUGUCGGAAGGCUUUGAAGAACAAGUCGUGCAACGUUAUAAGUUUGUAUUAUUUAAUGAUGUGUUAUUACUGGCCCUGUGAAAAUAGGUAGUUUCAUGCAGAAGAAUUAUUUUGGACAGUUUCUGUCUGCUUGAGAGAUUGUGAUUUUGAAUCGGCCGUUUGACGUUUACCGUGACCGUGAUUCUAAAUCCCUUCUGUAACGAAAUGUCAAUGUAAACUCACAAGCUUGUUAUCGUAAAACCUUAGCCAAAGACAUCAAGAGUUCGAAGGCAGUAUCACCAGAAGAUGUAAAGCUCUCUUCGCAAGCUGUGACAGCAAAAUACGAACCCAAACCCACCACACCUCCAUCUGCAAUCAAGCACGACAGUGCACCUGCGACUAUUGACGUCACAUCUGAGACAAGUCAAGCAAAACAAACAUCAGAAGCUAACAAUAAAAACAGCAAUGUGAAUGACACGUGGGAAGAGCCAAAGAAAACUUUUAGGCAGCCAAAUGAUGUCACAGUGGAACGAGAAAAGAAAACGUGUUGUGUUCUGAUGUGAUAAAGAGACAAUGACAUCAGUAAUUCAGAGAGACUGCAAGAUGGACAUGUUCGUUUGGUUUUCAUUGACAGGAAAUGAUAGGCCGGCAAAAUGGUGGAAAGUCUUAUACGUGAAGCAAUCAGAGGCUGGGUGUGAUUGAACAGAUCACAGUUAAGAUAAAGAUUCAGAUAGAAGCAUUUCAGCAUUUGAAAGCUUCAAAACUGAUUUAGCAAGGUUAAGCAAAGUUGUUCUUGAAUUAAGAUGGUUUUUAGUGAUCCCGAUUCACUUGUAAACAAAUGUCCUCGCUGAAACGUAUAUGGAAAUAAAUUCGAGACCAAGAAGAGGUUUACACUUGAUGGGAUUUAAAGUUUCCCG
Porites evermanni is the source of this 11528-nucleotide messenger RNA. The record is from the annotation of a GenBank genome assembly. NCBI's taxonomy places the organism in Eukaryota, Metazoa, Cnidaria, Anthozoa, Scleractinia, Poritidae.